AUGGCUUGCAUGAAACUGGGAUCUAAGUCUGAAAUAUUUUACGUAUAUGGCCAAAGUUGGCUCUGCUCAACUGGACUUCCAAGUGAUGUCAUUAUUGAAAUUGGUGAGGCAUCAUUCCAUCUCCACAAGUUUCCACUGAUAUCAAGAAGUAAGGAACUAGAACGUUUCAUGAGAGAUUUACCAAACGACAACGAGAAAUCAAUUUUGGAACUUCAUGAUCUACCAGGAGGAGCCAAAGCUUUUCUUCUUGUUGCUAGGUUCUGUUAUGGUGUCAAAAUGGAACUAACUCCAUCCAAUGUGGUUCCACUAAGAUGUGCAGCUGAGUAUCUACAAAUGACUGAAGACUAUGGAGAAGGAAACCUAAUCAUACAAACUGAAAAAUUCCUUAACCACAUUUUUGGUUAUUGGACAGACACACUUAAAGCUCUCAAAACAUGUGAAGGGGUUUUACCUUUAGCUGAAGAGCUUCACAUAACAUCAAGAUGCAUACAUUCUCUUGUUUUGAAAGCUGCAGAUCCAACUUUGGCUAUUUUACCUCUUUCUGGUCCAAGUUCUGUUCAAAGUCCAGAGGAUUCAGAAAUGUGGAAUGGAAUAUCCACAAGCCUUACAUCAAAAGAAUCUGGUGAAGAUUGGUGGUUUGAGGAUGUUUCUUCGCUUAGUUUACCUUUGUAUAAGAGAUUCAUGCAAGCUGGUAUUGCAAGACACAUGAAACCGAGAAGAGUUUCUGGUUCACUUGUUUACUAUGCGAAGAAAAACAUACCUUCUUUGUCAAGUUAUCAAAAUGGAAACUCGGCAAAAUUAAAUCUUUCUGAAGCUGAUCAAAGGAAUCUGAUUGAAGAAAUAGUUGAGUUGCUUCCAAAUGAAAAGGGUAUAACACCAACAAAGUUUUUGCUCAAGUGUUUGAGAACAGCUAUGGCUUUAUACGCUAGCUCUUCUUGCUGUUCAAGUUUGGAAAAAAGAAUUGGUUUUCAGUUAGACGAAGCUGAUCUUGAAGAUCUUUUGAUUCCAAAUAUUGGUUACUCAAUGGAGACAAUUCAUGAUAUUGAUUGUGUUCAAAGAAUGCUCGAUCAUUUCAUGAUUGUUGAUCAUGAUGAUGUUGAUUCUACAUCGAAUAAUGAUAUCGUUGAAGAAGAGAGACGCAUAGUUGCAAACUGUCAACAUCUUAAUCCAAUGACAAAAGUUGCUGAGUUGAUGGAUAGUUAUUUAGCAGAAGUAGCACCUGAUGUUAACUUGAAGUUGCCAAAAUUUCAAUCACUUGCUGCUGUUAUUCCUGAUUGUGCUAGGACUUUAGAUGAUGGUAUUUAUCGCGCAAUCGAUAUAUUCCUCAAGAGCCAUGCAUGGAUGACAGAAUCUGAGAAGGAACAAAUCUGCAGGCUGAUGAAUUGCCAGAAACUCUCAUUGGAAGCAAGCACACACGCAGCUCAAAACGAGAGGCUACCACUUCGCGUUGUUGUCCAAGUUUUGUUCUUCGAACAACUCAAGCUCCGCACAUCUGUUGCAGGUUGGUUCUUUGCUUCUGACACACUCGAAAACCCAACAAACCUGAGUGGAAACCUUGCUCUAAUGAGAAGCGACGGAAACGGAAACAACAUUACACAUAAUAACCCUGUCGUAGCUUUUGAUCACAUGAAAGACAGAGUUUCUGAGCUUGAGAAAGAGUGUUUGAGCAUGAAACAAGAUUUGGAGAAAAUGAUGAAGUCUAAGGGAAGCUGGAACAUGCUCUUAAAGAAAUUGGGGUGUAGAUUAAUUCCUAAGACUUCUCUUCCUAAGGUUUCAAAGCCAUGCAGGAAGUCCAAAAUAGCACCAGCUUCAGUAACUGACUUGGAAGAGAAUGCUGUGGUAGUUACCUGA
Messenger RNA from Lathyrus sativus (Indian pea), 1851 nucleotides. NCBI's taxonomy places the organism in Eukaryota, Viridiplantae, Streptophyta, Magnoliopsida, Fabales, Fabaceae. The record is from the annotation of a GenBank genome assembly.